Molecule: messenger RNA, 2144 nt
Organism: Daktulosphaira vitifoliae (grape phylloxera)
Lineage: Eukaryota; Metazoa; Arthropoda; Insecta; Hemiptera; Phylloxeridae
Product: condensin complex subunit 2-like
Exons: 12
Coding region: 157-2076 (639 amino acids)
Biological process (GO): mitotic chromosome condensation
Cellular component (GO): condensin complex
Molecular function (GO): chromatin binding
Source: RefSeq, a predicted model, not a curated record
UUUUCAGUAUUAGCCGUUAACUGUCAAGUGUUGUUAUCACAUUCAAAAUAAACUGAUAUGUUUUUCUCAUUCUUGAAAUUUUACAUUAAUUUGCUAUAUUACUUUGAAUGACACCGUUAUAAUUUUUUUUAUUUCAACUAAUGUUUAAUUGAACAAAUGGUUUUGUUGGACGUUAAUUCAAAGGUAUAUGACGCGGGCGAAAGUCCUAGUGUGUAUAAGACUGCAGAAAUAACCAAGACGGAUAUGGCGAAAUCACGCCAAAAAAAUAUUUUAACUGAUGACGAUGAAUAUUUUGAACAUCUUACAUCUGAACAGUUAAAUAUGAAGAUAAAAAUGUUUCGAAAUUUAUGUUUAGAAAAUAAAAUAAAUGCGUCAAAUGCUUUUGACAUUGAUUUAAUUGGACAUUUUGCAUUUUGGUUAGAAAAAAAUAAGCAAACAAAUAAUGCAGAUAUUUGUUCAUUUCAAGAAAUGGCUGAUAACCUUGAGGCUAGUGCAAAAAUAUAUGGAUUUAGGGUAGAUAAUUUUAGUGAAAACACUAGUAAAUUGGUUGAGCAAGUAAGAGCAAUUAAAUUUAAAAAAGAUAUGGCAAAAUUAAAUGAUGGCAAUGAACCCAUUAAAAUUCAAAAACCUAAGAGGCUUAAAAUGAUGUUAACAGUGGCUGACAAAUUAAAACGUAAACAAACUGAAGUAAAUCAACUGGCUGAUCCUACCAUAAAACAAAAUUCUAACUUUGAUUUUAAUGAACUUUUUGAUUUGGGCCGACCAUCAAAUUAUCCAAUAUCUUUAUAUUUAAAUACUUCUUUAAAAGAAGAACUUGAUAAUUCUAAAGUAAAAACAAUAAAUAAUGAAAAAAAUUACUACUCAAUAUCUUAUAUCCAAGGUAUGUUUUCAAAACAAACUAUUUGCCCUAACUUUUGUGGUUUUUUAUCAGAAGAAGAUAAGAUAAAUAUUGGAGAAUUAGUGCCUCAAUUAGAAGGUAUAGAAAAUCGGUUUGAUCCAAAUGAUCACCCAUAUCAAAACAUGCAAACAGAUGUAUUAUUACCAAACUCUACAUGUACUUAUGAUGACUGUAAUGCAAUGGAUAUCAGUCCACUAGAAAAUAAUGAGCCAGAAAUUAGUAGACUUUUAAAUUGUAUGGAUGAUAUUGAAAGAGAUUAUAGCUUUUUUAACCCUCAGUUAUUAGCAAAAUGGAAAGGUCCAAAAGCUUGGAAAACACAUGCUAUGGUCAAAGCACUCAAAUCUUGCAAACCAUAUGAUCGUAAAAAUAUUAAGGAUCCAAGUAAUGAAAUAGAUAUUGAUGAUAUAAGUCAAAUAUGCAAACAACCAAAAACACCUAGACGUCGUAACAAAAUAUUAAAUGAAACAAUAAAAUUAAAUUGGACAAAAAUUGAUAAAAUAGCUGAAACAUUAGAAAAUAAUACUCAAAGUAAAGAAACAUUACUCCCAAGAAUACUUCAAAAAUGGGACGCUUUAGAUAAUUUAGGUGAUACUAAAGGAAUAAUUAUUGAUAUAAAACACAAAUUUAUGUUUUUAGAACACACUGAAAUUCGGCCAAAUUGGUGGUUAAGAGAAAAGAAUAAAAAAAACAAAAUUGAAGUUAAAGACUAUUCUCAACAUCAUGAAAACAACAAUGAACUGCAUGAGUCAAUUUAUGAUAAUACAUUAAAUGACAGUCAUUGUGGCAUUAUCAAUGAUGAUCCCAUAAUGUCACAAAUUCAAGAUAUAAAUAGUAAAUGUGAUGAUUCUUAUACUACCAAUAAGCUUUGUUCAGAAGUUGAUUUUUGUAAACCGGAAGUUCAUUUAGACAUUGGUACUCUUAAAAAGCAAAUAAUAGAAAUUAUUAAUAAGGAAUGUAUUAUAUCAAGUUCUUCCAGCAAUUGGAGUAGUGCAUUGUCCUUUAAAGAUUUAUUAAUAAAAUUAAAUUUUUUCAAAAGAGAAGACCUUAGUGUACCACUUGUUUUUGUUGCUCUUCUGCAUUUAUCUAAUGAACACUCUUUAUCAUUAACCCAGACCUUGACUCUAAAUGUCAAUGAAAUUGAUGAUGUUAAAAUUUGUAAGCCUAUAAAACUGCAUUAACACUGUCCUUUGUGACGAAGAAUUAAAAACUGUUUAAUAUUUAUCAUUUAUUUUUACCUAGCUCAGUA